This is a messenger RNA of Misgurnus anguillicaudatus (oriental weatherfish), 1314 nucleotides long. RefSeq lists its product as uncharacterized. NCBI's taxonomy places the organism in Eukaryota, Metazoa, Chordata, Actinopteri, Cypriniformes, Cobitidae. The record is from RefSeq and is a predicted model, not a curated record.
GCUUGUUUACCAGUGAGACAGAUUGAGACAGUGAGUCGAGGUGAUUGUGAAACUCUUUCUGGAUUGAGUUUCAGUGUUUUCCCUCUUUAGUUUGUGCUGCUCUUCAGGAUCAGUCAAACUCUUUACGAAUGUUUCAGAUAUGUUUCAGACGGUUCAGUUCCUCUUCUCUUCUGGACUUGACAGACCCAGUAAGACCAGCAAACCUCCCACCACCAGUCUAACAGACUGGACUCACGGUUCACAUGAGUUUCUCAGACGUGUUAGGCAACUGAGUGGUCUGAGAAAAGAUGAGGUGUUUUAUAACCUGCGUGUACCAAACCAGUCCGAGGCCACCGGAGACGAGAUCAACCUGGUGUUGGUCACAGGUCACGGCCUGUUUUGUAUCGAUCUGAAGACGUGGAGCGGUUCUGUUUCGGUUGAGAGUAAGAUCCACUGGCAUCUGCGGGUCAAAACAAAGGAGCAGAACUUUAACAACAUCUCUAUUCAGCAGGUUCCUGAUGCUCUUCAGACCGUCACAGUGAAGGCUCGUAAUCUCCAGGCUCACAUGAAGCGCUGUGGGCUGAACAUUCAUCCGGAUCUGUUUUUUCCCAGAAUCCUUUUCUUGUCUCCAGACUGCGUGCUCAGUGAAGAGUUGAGAAAUAGAAGUGAGCUUGUGUCCUGCCGUGAUGUCGAAGCUCUCUUCUGCUCUCUUAGAGAAGGAUUUACAUCCUGGCUGUCAGAUGUCUUCACCCCAUCCUGGAUUACAGGACAUUUGUCCUUCAGACAGAUGAAAGGUGCACGAGAGCGACUGCGUGUGAUGAGGACGUGGGAUCUUCUGCAGCUGUCCAGCGGUGAGGAGUUGAAGGGAGAUUAUCAGGGCUGCCAACACCUCGCUGUCGACCGACAGGAGACCGACAUACUGGAGUUCAGCAAAGAUCGAGCUCUUCUUACUGAGACACUGUGGAGUCUGCUGGGAAUCACAUCACAGGUGACUGUCCGGAUGUAUAAGCGUGGAGCUGAAGGAUGGCUGGGUAAACCGCUCAUCGCCACGGCAACUAUCCCUUCCACCACACACGUGAUGUUCAGAAUCAGCGGAGAAGAAACAGACGCUCAGUUUCCAGCUAAAACCAUCAGCUGUAUCACACUGAGUAUUUGAAGAGUUUGUUUCCAAACUUUUUUAAUUUGUCAAAAAUCUUGUUUUUAAUGUGCAUUCCAGUUCAUAUCAAUCAAACUGCAGUUGGUUUGUUUUGAUUUAAGCCUUCAUAACUAGAAAUACAGCCAAGUAUCACAAUUAAAACACAAUAACAUCAUAAUAAACUUGUUUUGAAAAUAAAA